ACAUCCGAGAAUGCCGUACAUUCUUCAUCAUUUAUUCAAUUAAUUCUCUAUUAUAUCUCUUUAAAUAUACUUCCUAUCUUGUUAUUACUAUGAAAUACUUAUAUUUAUAUUUAAUAUCUUUGUUUGGAAUGUCGUAUAGCUACCAAUUUCUAACAUUAUAAUUUGUUCCAAUAAUAUCUCUCUACAUAUCGAUCGUCAUGACGAGGUCUUUACUAGCUCGUUGAAUAGUAAUGAUAAUAAUAUUUCAGCGAACAAAUGGAUCAAUCGUCUACUAGAACAAUCAGACGGAAACCAAUCCCGUCAAAAACUCCACAUCCACCAGUUAAGGAUGUGGAGGAUACUCACGAUAUCCUCGAUGAUCUCCUUGACGACUAUCUAGAACCGCCCACUUCUCAUCAGGACCAUGUGCUACCCACCGGAACUAAAGAACUAACACUGACUUCAAACCCACCACCUCCCCCGAGGCAGCUUUCCAUUCCCCUUGUAACUAGUCCUUCAGAAAUUUCACUCAACUCAAACGUAUCAACGCCAGAAACUCCCAAUCCCAAUCCCAACCCCGCCUCCAAUCCUAAUCCUAGUCAAUCGAAAUGGAAGACAGCUCUCGACGAAACCAUUUACUUUGCCGGUGGGCUAAUUUCACAUCCAUUUGAGUCAACUAAACACUACAGUAUCCUUCGACACUCCGCCGGUGUGGUACUUUACCGAGGACCAUCUACAAGUAUCGCUGUUACUGUCUUUUCAGAUGAGCCAUUACCAGCAGAUCGUUCGUUCUGGUUACAACGAAAGGGGUUCUCUGGAAAUAUGGGCAUGGCUGCGAGUGCAUUACUCCGCACCCAAUGGAAUUGGAUUGACGUGACGCCAUCGUUCGAAGCCAAACCUUCCGAUGUCCUUCCAUCAGAUGAACGAGCUUGGCAAAGAGACAUUAAGAAAUUUCUGAAGAAAGCAUCGUCUCAUAGACACCUGUCUAAGCAUAUCGCUCGUGAGACGUGUGUUGUUCGAAUUCCGGCCUCGGCGGAAGAUGGUUAUCUGCGUAUUGUUAUGUGUAUGGGUGAAGGUGCGAAGAAGACCCUUUGUCCUUCACCUAUUUUCCGCGUAGCAAGUACGUCAUCCGAUGUUAGUGUCCUACGCGGUGCAAGUUUGACAACUAUACCCCUCGAGAUUGGAUUAAAGGUAGCCUCUGUAGUAGGCACAAGCACUGUAGACAAGUUUGUUUCGCCUGCACGAGAUGCUAUCCAGAGUCGGCUACAGCAGUACGCUCCCGGGUUUGUUGCACAGGAAGCUGGAACCGUGGCAUAUGAAACUCUGGAAGAAAAAUAUGACGAAAAUAAUCAGGCUACAUAUGAAUCUGUUCAGACAGAAGGGGUAAUAGAGGCGCCGCCUCAGAUUGUGGGUGCCGACAGUGGACCCGAGAAACCAUACCCAUUUAGGUUUGCUGGUAGAGUCAUUGAAGGAGCUCAUCGAAGCAGAACGGAAACUGGCAUACCCACUGCCAAUUUAUCUGGCGUUCCGAAUGACCUUCUCUUACGUCUUAAUGGUGUUUAUAUCGGCUGGGCUCAAGUUCAACCUACCAAAGGAAUCGAGGGUGUUUUAUACAAUUGGCACGAAGCAAUCAUCACUAUCGGACCUUCACCAUACGCGCCGCCUCGCGUUGUUGCUAAGAAUGUAGCUGCUGUGCAUAUAAUCCACGACUUUGGCGAUGCAUCGUUCUUUAACACGGAACUUAAAGUUGUCGUUAUGGCUUAUCUAAGACCUAUUUCGAAGCAUGGAAGUAUCCAGACGCCUGCUGCAACUACCGCCUCUAUUACGCGGGAUAUAAGCACUACCAUUGCGAGUCUGGACCGCGAGAACUGGCAAUGCGAGAUGACCUUACGAAGGGUAAAGACGGAACAGAGCACGAGGUCUGUGGGUGAGAGAUACGUUGAUGUAAGGUCCCAGGUGCAGAGGCGGGUUGACAGUGUGCCCCUACACUUAGCUGGAGUCCGCACCGCUAGCGCUGAGGUCAAAGACCAAGCCUAUGGUAGAGGCGGGCUAUACAUACGCAGAUGAGCGAUACGGAAGUGUAUGCGAUCCUUCCUUGUCUGAUGAAAAAGGUGCUACGCCAGUUUCCGUGGAGUUUGGUUUCUCAUCGUUCUAAUAAUUCGGGCGGAGCCUUUAAUCGCUAAUAACAAGUUCAAUUUUGGGUUUUCCUAACCUACCUGCUUCUCUUCAUUCAUGGUGGUACUAUUCUGUGUCUUCGGAUAUUUGGUUAUGUCGUUUGAUCUCGGACUAUCUAGAUGUUGGCAAAGGAAGUGCUAUUUUUGCAUUGUUUGCGAAUUUUCCGACCGGAUCACAUUUUUCUAAAUGACUAUAACGGCUGCGUGGAUUUGGCCACUUGCUUUCUUCAGCGAUCUUGGUGGCUGUAUGUUUAACUUGGAGGUUGGGACUGCAUCUUCCCGAGACAAUGUCAUCUGCAGC
Messenger RNA from Annulohypoxylon maeteangense, 2454 nucleotides. RefSeq lists its product as uncharacterized. Gene Ontology annotation, cellular component: mitochondrion. The record is from RefSeq and is a predicted model, not a curated record. Gene Ontology annotation, biological process: FMN biosynthetic process; riboflavin biosynthetic process. The transcript has a single exon. Bases 256 to 2046 code for a protein of 596 amino acids. NCBI's taxonomy places the organism in Eukaryota, Fungi, Ascomycota, Sordariomycetes, Xylariales, Hypoxylaceae. Gene Ontology annotation, molecular function: riboflavin kinase activity.